Messenger RNA from Prionailurus viverrinus (fishing cat), 6949 nucleotides. RefSeq names its product transforming growth factor beta receptor associated protein 1 (gene TGFBRAP1). Gene Ontology annotation, biological process: autophagy; intracellular protein transport; vesicle-mediated transport. Gene Ontology annotation, cellular component: membrane; cytoplasm. The transcript has 12 exons. The record is from RefSeq and is a predicted model, not a curated record. NCBI's taxonomy places the organism in Eukaryota, Metazoa, Chordata, Mammalia, Carnivora, Felidae. Bases 1902 to 4481 code for a protein of 859 amino acids.
GGGGCGCUUAACCUGCUGAGCCCCCCAGGCGCCCGUAUCUUGCCAUUUUAAAGGGUAGUCUUUAUUAAUGAGUCAGUGAAGGCAGAAGUGUUCCAUAAUACUUAGCUUUCACAGACUUACCAUUCAUUGGUGUUGAAAUGGGAAAAAAAAUUAUCGCCUGGGUUUAGUUUCGUGGUUCUUUUCGGUCACGACAAAUGGAUGGUAGUGUUGAAAAACUGUUGGUGUCAGAGACUGAAGCCUACUUUUCCCUCAACCCUGGACUGGCCCUGGGACCCUGUGAGUUCCCUCAGCCCCAGAUAGAUGGACACGAUUCCUUCUCUGUGGUGCCUUCUGAGCCUCCUGCUUUACUUUCUUGCCUCUUUUCCAUAGUCUCUGCGAGGAUGAGCUUGCGUAAACGAGUAUGAAACUGCCUGGGCUGGAGGAGGUUGUGUGUGGAGUGAGUGUCCGGCUUAUGUUUCAGUCUAUCCUUCAGAGGAGAUGGACACAGGUUACACGUAGCUAAGGGCAGAAGACAGCAUUAUUUCAUUUCUUGGUGCCCGGCUUGGGAAAUAAAAACUGAACGUAGGCUGGGGCUCUGAGAGGGAUGUAUUAAAGAUUAGAUCACAGUCUUUUAUCGAGUACUUGCCAUGUGCCAGACAGGAAGUAUUUCGUGUGAGCUGACUUCCUUAAACCUCAAAAUACUGUAUGGAGUAGGUGCCAUUAUUACGUUCGUUUUACAAAAGAGGAAACUGAGGCCUGGAGAAGCCGAGUGACUUUCCCAAGGUCACAUAGCUAGUAGGGGACAGGAAGAUAACUCUGAUGGUGUCCAGUGGAAACACCUCAUCCCCAGACCUGAGAUACCCUCCUCCCUGGGGAUUUUACUGACUCAAGGAAAGGGACCGGAGUGCAGCUGUUGCCGCCCCUGUAGACGGGGGGGGGGUAUGAGAAAUCAUAGCAUUCUCCAUUCUUUCUCGAAUAGUUUCCAGAGGUCUUCCAGCCUUGGCUAGAACGCCUCAAAGGAUUAAGGAAUUUAGUCUGUCUGGAGGCAGCCCUACUUCUGGGCAGCCUGGAGUGAUGGAAAAGUCCACCCAGCCUCUCCUGACUGACUGUACGUCGCUUUGGAACUAGAUUUCUCCCUCCUGCUUGAGCAGAUCGGGGACCCUGUGUGAGUUGCCUUCCUACUGGCCGAGAGAUCAGGGAAAGGCCAUCUCGCUCAUUUCUGCUGCCUCUAGCUUUGUGGCGCGUGAAACCAGAGUCCUCUCGAGAGGAGGAAGUAGGAAGGCAGGGAUGAGAGGUCGGGGCAGUCUGUCGUGCAGGGGGAGUCAUCUGUGAACUGACAAGUGACUUCUCACAAACCUACUAGGUAUCCCCCCUCCUUACCUGCCAGACACGGAGAUUUGAGGCACGUCUUUACCACUCCGCAUGAACACGUUUCCUCGGGGAGCCAGAGAGGGUGCUGGGAAGAACCCAGAGGAGUUCAAGGUGUGGUCCCUGCCUCCGUGUUUCUGACAAGAUCCGAGGGGCAGGAUUUAACCACAUGGCAUAGUUGCGUCCCACCAUUCCCUUAAAUGCUAAAAAGGGGCCAGAGCAGCUCAGGGGAAGAUUAAUGAGGAUCAUUUUUGCCUUUUUCGAAAACAUUUCUGUCGUGUUGUCUCCGGGUGAAUACGUGUGCUUGUCUUCCGCCUGCAGGUUCAUCUCCCAAGAACAAUGAGGAAACUCCGUGUAAAUCCCAGCUGGGUUGAGAAUGGGCAGGAUGGCCUCAAUUAGGAGCACACGCGUGUGCUCUCCUGCUGGGGUCUCCCAUUUGCCUGGUGGAAGGAGACCAGGAAGGAGAGCUUUUCUUCUCUGCACUGUUUCUUACCAGUGUCGAAUGGUUUCCUUUCACUGAGGUUGUAACUGAGGAAUCAGGUCGGCCAGCAGACAUGAUGAGCACCAAGGCCUUCACGUUGGUCUCUGCCGUGGAGCGGGAGCUGCUGGUAGGUGACAAGGAGCAGGGGCACAUCGAAUGCGUGGAGUGCUGUGGCAAGAACCUGUACGUGGGCACCAGUGACUGCAUCGUCUACCACUUCCUGCUGGAGGAGAGGGCGCAGCCUGCAGGGACGGCCACGUUCUCUGCCACCAAGCAGCUGCACCGGCACCUGGGCUUCAGGAAGCCAGUGAGUGAGCUGCGAGCGGCCUCGGCCCUCAACAGGCUGCUGGUGCUCUGUGACAACUCCAUCACCCUGGUCAACAUGAUGACCCUGGAGCCUGUCCCCUCGGGGGCUCGCAUCAAAGGGGCCGUGGCAUUGGCCUUGAACGAGAACCCUGUGAGCGGAGACCCGUUCUGCGUGGAAGUCUGCAUCAUCUCGGUCAAGCGCAGGACCAUCCAGGUGUUCCUGGUGUACGAGGACCGGGUUCAGAUCGUCAGGGAGGUGUCGACGCCGGAGCAGCCCCUGGCCGUGGCUGUGGAUGGCCACUUCCUGUGCCUGGCUCUGACCACCCAGUACAUCAUCCUGAACUACAACACGGGCGUCGCCCAGGACCUGUUUCCUUACUGCAGCGACGAGAAGCGACCCAUCGUCAAGAGGAUCGGGAGACAGGAGUUCCUCCUGGCAGGCCCCGGAGGACUGGGCAUGUUUGCCACGGUUGCCGGUAUAUCUCAGCGAGCCCCCGUGCACUGGUCGGAGAACGUGAUUGGGGCAGCCAUCUGCUUCCCGUAUGUCAUAGCUCUGGAUAACGAAUUCAUCACCGUGCACAGCAUGUUGGACCAGCAGCAAAAGCAGACCCUGCCCUUUAAGGAGGGCCACAUUCUCCAGGAUUUUGAAGGAAGAGUGAUUGUCGCCACAAGUAAAGGAGUUUACAUCUUGGUUCCGUUACCCCUGGAAAAGCAAAUACAGGAUCUUCUAGCAAGCCGUCGAGUGGAAGAGGCUUUGGUUUUAGCCAAAGGAGCCCGGAGGAACAUUCCAAAAGAAAAAUUUCAGGUAAUGUACAGAAGGAUUCUGCAGCAGGCGGGGUUCAUACAGUUCGCACAACUUCAGUUUCUGGAAGCUAAAGAGCUCUUCAGAAGCGGCCAGCUUGACGUCCGGGAGCUGAUCUCUCUCUACCCCUUCCUGUUGCCCACCUCUUCCUCAUUCACACGGUCCCACCCUCCUCUCCAUGAGUAUGCAGACCUGAACCAGCUGACCCAGGGGGACCAGGAGAAGAUGGCCAAGUGUAAGCGCUUCCUCAUGAGCUACCUGAACGAAGUCCGCAGCACAGAGGUCGCAAAUGGCUACAAAGAGGACAUCGACACGGCCUUGCUCAAGCUGUACGCGGAGGCCGACCACGACAGUCUGCUGGACCUCCUGGUCACCGAGAACUCCUGUCUUCUGACGGACAGCGCUGCUUGGCUCGAGAAGCACAAGAAGUAUUUUGCACUUGGACUGCUCUAUCAUUAUAAUAACCAAGACGCUGCGGCAGUGCAGUUAUGGGUGAACAUUGUGAACGGGGACAUUCACGACUCCACUCGCUCAGACCUAUACGAAUAUGUCGUUGAUUUCCUUACCUAUAGCUUAGACCAGGAACUUGUGUGGAAGUACGCUGAUUGGGUCCUGCAGAAAAGUGAGGAGGUUGGAGUUCAAGUUUUCACCAGGAGACCUUUGGAUGAACAGCAGAACAGUUUUAAUCCCGACAGCAUUAUCACUUGCCUUAAGAAAUACCCUAAAGCCCUUGUUAAGUAUCUGGAACAUCUGGUCAUGGACAGGAGACUGCAGAAGGAAGAGUACCACACACACCUGGCGCUCCUCUACCUGGACGAGGUGCUGCAGCAGAGGCCCGGCGCCAACAGCAAGGGUGCGGAAGCGACGGAGACUCAGGCGAAGCUGCGACACCUGCUCCAGAAGUCUGACUUGUACCGAGUCCACUUCCUGAUAGAUAGAGUCCGGGGCGCCGGCCUCCCCAUGGAGAGCGCCAUCCUGCACGGCAAGCUGGAGGAGCACGAGGAGGCCCUGCGCAUCCUGGUGCACGAGCUGCGGGACUUCUCGGCGGCUGAGGACUACUGCCUGUGGCGCUCCGAGGGCAGAGACCCGCCGUACCGGCAGCGGCUCUUCCACACGCUGCUGGCCAUGUAUCUCCAGCCCGGCCCCUCCGUGCCCGAGCUGGCCGUGGCCGCCACGGACCUCCUGAACCACCACGCAGCCGAGUUCGACGCCGCCCGCGUCCUGCAGCUGCUGCCGGGCACCUGGUCGGUGCAGCUCCUGCGCCCGUUCCUGACCGGGGCCGUCAGGGACAGCGUGCACACCCGGAGGACCACUCAGGUGGCCGUCGGCCUGGCCAAGUCUGAAAACCUGAUCUACAAGUACGACAAGAUGAAGUUGAAAGGAAGCUCAGUUCGGCUUUCGGACAAAAAGCUCUGCCAGAUGUGCCAAAAUCCCUUUCGUGAGCCCGUGUUUGUUAGGUAUCCAAAUGGUGGUCUCGUCCACACCCACUGUGCUGCCGGCAGACACACGAACCCCAGCCCCCCCGGCCCUGGCGCACGGACUUGAGGAGGCCCACCCGAGGGCGUGAGAAGGACCCUGAGCUCUUUACCAAGCCUGCUGGGUGCAGAGAGCAGAAGCCGCUGCACUUGUGCCAGCCAGGACGAAGGGGUGACAUCUGGGUGCUGGGGAGACGUCGGUCAACGUGAAACAGGGGCUCUUCACUGCUGACCACUCUACAUUGAAUGUAAAUGGAAAAUCCCACAAAUAGAGACAUGUUAGGGUUCGCCCGUCCCGGUACUUUGUAAUCCAAAAAGAAUGCCUACUUUGAGAGAAAAAUGAGCCUUCUCUCUGCAGUGUGGACAUCCUGGAUUCCCCCACUCCGGUGCCCUAGUCUCCAGAUGUGCAUUUGCACUGGGAACGUGCUCCAGGGUGGCACAGGGAUGAAUAGCUCGCUCGGCAGGGUGAGGAGCCGCACGGUUGUGAGCAGGGGUUGGGGGGGAGGGGGGCUGUCUGUUUCCAGGAUUACCUCGUGGGCUCCGCCUUUGCCCUUAGCUGACCUUGGGGAAAUCUUUUUGUUCUUUCUACUUCCCGUGUGACUCUCAACCCCUAAAGGAUUCUGCCUUGUUUACCCGAGCACCCCCUUUCGGGGGAAUUUGUACGCUUCUGGCUGCCUCGCCAGUGAGGACCUGUCGGAAAACGGUGUAGCCCCAAGAGAGAAGCCGCUCGCCCCAUCUGUAAGAGGACAGUGGACGGGAGACCUGUGGCAGGUGAGGGCCCAGGUUUCGGUCCCUGUACCGUCACAACACCUGCCAAUUUGAAACUCCGCAAUUGACAUGUUUGACUAAAAAGUUUUAUUUGAAGUUCUGUCAUCUCUGCAGUUUUUCUCUUGUUUAGAAAUUCAUCCGUCAUAUCCGUUAGGGACUUUUUUUUUUUUUUCCUUGUUAAAAUGUACCUCCUACUGAACACUCGGGAAAUUAAAAGGGAAACGUUACGAGCACAAGCCGAGCAGAAUUUCAGGAGAGGCCGGUUUUAACCUCACACCCUCAGCAGGACGGGCAGCGGUGACAGCUGCCUUCGCCCGUGACCGAGAUGUCUGUCAUCUUUCCUGCCGGGUGCUUCUGCACACCCCGAUGAGGAAGUCCAGUCAGGCUGCCUUACCUCCCAGCACUUUACACGCCUGCUCUGAGGUUUCCUGAACUCACAGGAGGAGUCCCUCUUGUUCACCACAGACUGAGUCAUUUUGUGUCUCCGCCUAACGUCGUGGAGGAGCCGAAGCCGUCCCUCCUUCGCUGCCCUGUUUUGAAUUUCAUCGUUGGGAUUAAUGAUUCUAUUAAGAACUAACACUAGACACUUGUACCCCCCUGCUGUAGCGUUAGGGAAACAAGCAUUAGCUCGUGUGUCACAGGAGAGGACCCUGGAACAGAGCCUCUCUCCGUCGGCCCGGGCCUCACAGAGCGGGGGUGAAGUGCUCCUUGUCCGUUGUCUGAACAGUGCUCUCCUGUACUAAUAAUGGUCAGUAUUCUUCGUCCUUCUGUGAUUCCGAGUGGCCCAAGAAAGCAAAGGCGCCUCCGCGUUCUUCCUGUGUCUCCGUCUAAAGAAUAAAUGAAGAAACUCUUGCAACUCAGCCACACACUGCGUACGUGGGGAUGAAGCCCAAGUCCGGUCAUGAGUUUGACAGCUUGACCCUGUGGAUGACUGUUCCGGGAUGGUCAUAUUACUGUGCACGUUAUGGUUACAACUCACGAGCUCAUGUUUAUUCCUUCAAGAACAAGCCCCGAGCACGUACCGUGUCACACUUCCAAAAGCGCUGUUUCGCUGGACAUGACGUGGGUAAAAUCUUGAGAGCACCUUGUGAUUGCUCAUUCCUAACUUGGGGACACUAGUCUCUGCUCUCUCCGAACACUGGUCGGUUUUUUUUGAAACGUUUCUCAUCCUUUAGAAUGACGGGGAUUAAAGCUGAGUGGCCUCCUGUGUUCAGAACCGUACCUCGUUCUCCUCUUUCUCUGAUGUCCACGGGCCCUUUUUUGCAAAUCAGAUUUUUAAAAUACAUAGUUCUCUCUAAAGGCCUGCUGUUUUGUGACUGUGCCAUUGAGUGGAACAAUUAGAACAUUGCUCAGCCCUUUUCUCCCCUCAUUAGGUUCCGUGUAGCCAUUCUAGUUAAAACAGCAUGAGCCGAACCCAGUUGGCAUUAAUAUUCGAGGGGCAAUACUGUUAGAUUUUAUGAACUGUUUCUCUGCUGUUGCCCCGCAGGUGUUCAUAUGGGCGUGUCCUGUAGGGUGUGGAGCAUUGGGCCUGAGCUCAGAGCAGGAUGCCUCCUGCCAUGACCUUGGUGAGUGCAGAGCAGCUCAGGAGGCUGUGGGGUCACACCAUCAAACCCAUGCCCGUCGCACAAUGAAGGUAGCCCUUGCUUUUCGCUUGUUCUCCUACAGAAACUUUUGUCCUUGCAACUUUAUCCUUCACCCCUGGUCGGGUCCCAAAUACACAAGAUGUACAAAUGUAAACUUGUUGAUUUUAUUAAAAUUCUUUUAAUUCUU